CGGUGACGGCCUCCAUCAUUUUCAGUCUUUGUCGCGGCUCUUUCUAACGCAGUCCCAGGUGACUGGGCUCCAUGCAGGGAUCGCUGGUUGAGGGUCUGUGGCCCGUGUUAUGCAGGAGGCCAGGGGGGAUGUUCAGAAUGGAUCAGCGGGUUUACGAAGACAGUGCACAGAUGUGCUUCUUUGCCCAGCCUCAUGCUUGUUCUCCCAAGGAAAGCCAGAAGGAGAAGCAGCAGCUGUAACUUUUGAUAACAUAGUUUUAAAGCUUUUGUUAGGGUGACAGCGUUAACGUUUUUCCGUUUGGGAUUUUCAGGCGCCAUGACUGAACCGCAGAGUCCCCCCGAGCCACUGGCUGCCGGGGAGAGCCUUGGCGAAAUAGGUGGCACUUUCAAGAUCACCGUCUUCGAGCUGGAGAACUUCCAGGGCAAGAAGCGAGAGCUGACAGAGGAAACGCCGAACGUGACCGAGGAAGCUCUGGAGAAAGUGGGAUCGAUCCAGGUAGAAUCAGGCCCGUGGCUGGGCUUCCAACGCCAGGCCUUCUGCGGGGAGCAGUUCGUGCUGGAGAGGGGGGCCUACCCGCGCUGGGACUCCUGGUCCAGCAGCCACAGCAGCGACCGUCUGAUGUCCAUCCGCCCCCUGCGGAUUGACAGCGGCGAGCACCAAAUCCACCUCUUUGAAAACGCCGGUUACAACGGGAGGAAGAUGGAGAUUGUAGACGACGACGUGCCGAGCCUCUGGGCUCACGGGUUCCAGGACCGGGUGGCCAGCGUCAAAGCACUGAAGGGAACGUGGGUGGGCUACGAAUACCCUGGCUAUCGAGGCCGCCAGUACGUCUUUGAGAGGGGCGAAUACCAGCACUGGAAUGACUGGGACGCCAACCAGCCCCAGAUCCAGUCUGUGCGCCGCGUCCGGGACCAGCAGUGGCACAAACAUGGCUGCUUUGAGACCAGCUGAAGGGGACGCCGGCGUCUUGUGCAUCCACGGCCGGGGAAGAGGAGGAUGACGUGAUUUAUAACUCGCCGUGUUUGUGUCAAAUCUUCUCAAUAAAGCUCAGAGCUGGAGGCU
Molecule: messenger RNA, 1062 nt
Organism: Dermochelys coriacea (leatherback sea turtle)
Lineage: Eukaryota; Metazoa; Chordata; Testudines; Dermochelyidae
Gene: CRYBB3
Product: crystallin beta B3
Exons: 5
Coding region: 316-951 (211 amino acids)
Biological process (GO): lens development in camera-type eye; visual perception
Molecular function (GO): structural constituent of eye lens
Source: RefSeq, a predicted model, not a curated record